Molecule: messenger RNA, 867 nt
Organism: Eriocheir sinensis (Chinese mitten crab)
Lineage: Eukaryota; Metazoa; Arthropoda; Malacostraca; Decapoda; Varunidae
Product: progestin and adipoQ receptor family member 4-like
Exons: 1
Coding region: 1-867 (288 amino acids)
Cellular component (GO): membrane
Molecular function (GO): signaling receptor activity
Source: RefSeq, a predicted model, not a curated record
AUGACCUCCUCGUCCAAGGGCGGCGGACCAACGCCGUGGUGGUGGCCGAAGAACGGCUCCCGGCGGCCCCGACCAAGGCUGCUGCGUCGGGUUGAGGCGCCGCAGCACCGCACUGACAACCCCUUUAUCCUGGACGGCUACCUGCCUCCCCUCAGUCUGCGCGGCUGCCUGCAUAGCCUCCUGUACGUACACAACGAGACGGGCAACAUCCUGACCCACGUCGUGCCGCUGCUGUUCAUUGUGGCGCGCGGACCCUACUGGGAAUCGCUGCAGGAACUAAGGGCGCCGCUGGUGACAUGGCUGGUGCUGCUGGUGAUGGCGCUGCCCUGGGCCGCCUCCACGCUGUACCACACCUUCAUGGCGCACCACGGCGGCCACCGGGUGUACCUCGCCCUGCUGCGCCUGGACAUAGUGUGCAUCUGCGCCACGGUGAGCCUCGGCCCGCUGCCUCACGUGUGCGUGGCAGCCUUGAGCCUAGGCACGGCGGCCAAGGCUGUGCUGAUGCUGGCCUACUGGCUCGCCUGCCUCUACUCACUGAUACGUGCCCUGAAGGCCACUACGACAUGGCAGUGCCGCACGUGCUUUGGGCCGCCCCUGCUCAUAGUGGUUGCCUGCUGGUUCCUGCGGGUGAGCCCCUGGGGCGUGGGUCACCCCGCGGGCGCAGUGUUCAUUCCGCCCAUGAUGGGUCUCUUCGUGCUGGGCGGCGUGCUGGGCGCCGUACGCGUGCCGGAGCGGUGGGCGCCGGGCCGCCUCGACCUGGCAGGCAACUCCCAUCAGAUCAUGCACGUGGUCAUGGUGGCGGCGCAGUACUACCUGUUCCGGGGCGCGCUCAUUGACCUGCACUGGCUGCUGCACGAAGCAUUCUGA